AUGCCCACUUACCUGUGUCACGGCUUCCGAUGGCAUCGCCGGAGCAUCCGCUUCUUUGUCAUCAUCUACGACGUGCUCGAUGCGGCGCCGGACUGGAUCAUCGGCCGGGGCUCGUCGGCAGCAAUACUGGCGCACUUCUACGAGAGAUAUGAAUUUCUGCCCCGGCCACCUUCCUUUAGAGGGCACUCCGAGCCGCCUAUACCGCGCCCCGAGGGUCUCACAGAUGGGGACGAGAACGAGGACGACGAUGACAACCGCACCGCACGCCUCGAUCAAGACCCCGUACUAAUUAACGAUGAGUGGUCCGCCGUGAAGCUCCUGGAGGAAUAUGACCCCCGUGAGACCGUGGAGCCGUGCCGGCCGCAUGCAUAUGUUGCCGACUAUGCUGUCCGGGUGGAGCUCAACGCCGAUGUGACGGAGGAGAUCGCUCGUUAUGAGCGGAUGACCAACGAGAGAGGCGACAACUCUUGGUUUGAGAAACUGAGGGACACCCUGGAGAAGGACGAGGAGAUCGGGUGGUUUGUUGUAGUGAACGGGGUCGAGGAUGACAUUGUUGAGGCGAAACGAGGGAUGAGAAUGAUUGAGCAGAUACCCGACCAUUCUCGCGUUAAUGAACCUGAUGAUAAAAUAGAACAGGGAGAGAUCGAUACGAAUCACGACAGUAUAGACGAAUCGGAGAAACAGCAGGAUAUGAAGAGAUCAUCGUCGAGGAUGAAACGACUGAAAGAUAUCGUUUUUCGAAAAUGA
Messenger RNA from Clonostachys rhizophaga, 747 nucleotides. Lineage: Eukaryota; Fungi; Ascomycota; Sordariomycetes; Hypocreales; Bionectriaceae. The record is from the annotation of a GenBank genome assembly.